Molecule: messenger RNA, 642 nt
Organism: Geodia barretti
Lineage: Eukaryota; Metazoa; Porifera; Demospongiae; Tetractinellida; Geodiidae
Source: the annotation of a GenBank genome assembly
AUGGCAAAACAGGAAUUAUUGAUAACGAUACGGGACCGUUACCGCGAGUCAUCCAAAAAGGACAAGGGCCGAAUCCUCGAUGCAUUCAUCGCCGUAACCGGCCACCACCGCAAGCACGGUAUCCGGCUGUUGGGACAGUCCGGCGACGCUGGGGAGAAACCGUCAAUGAUCAAGGGCCGGCGCAUCUAUGAUGAAGCGGUGAGAGAGGCGGUGAUCACUAUCUGGGAGGCCGCCGACCGCAUCUGCGGGCAGCGCCUGAAGGCGGCGUUGCCUCAUAUGGUGGGGUCCAUGGAACGCCAUGACCAUCUGGAUCUGGACCCAGGGGUGCGAGAUCGGUUGCUGUCCGCCAGCGCCGCCACAUUGGAUCGGCUGCUGAAACCCAUCCGUCCCACCGCGGGAUUGGAAGCCAUCGGUCAGCAGUUGCCAUUCCCUGUCCUCGGUAUCGACUCUGACAACGACAGCGUGUUCAUCAACGAAACGCUGAUCACAUACUGCGCCAACCGCGGCAUCGAGUUCACCCGGUCCCGACCUUACCGCAGCAACGACCAGACCUGGAUUGAGCAGAAGAACGGUUCCGAGGUACGACGCUUCGUCGGCCAUGACCGGUAUUCGGGACAGGUGGCUGGCCUAAUCGCCCUGUAA